Messenger RNA from Misgurnus anguillicaudatus (oriental weatherfish), 7394 nucleotides. Its product is annotated as myosin heavy chain, fast skeletal muscle. Gene Ontology annotation, cellular component: myosin II complex; myosin filament; cytoplasm. The record is from RefSeq and is a predicted model, not a curated record. NCBI's taxonomy places the organism in Eukaryota, Metazoa, Chordata, Actinopteri, Cypriniformes, Cobitidae. Gene Ontology annotation, molecular function: ATP binding; actin filament binding; microfilament motor activity.
UUGUUUUCAUCCGCAUGUGUUCUCAUACCACAAGCAAUUUAACUUGACUGCCUUGUUUGAUUGGACUUAUUUACAAACCUGCUAAGCUUGCAAAUGGUGUGUAACUGAAUCCCAGGGUUGUUUGACAGCUCCUCCACAGCAUCGCCACUGGUGCAUUGUGAAAAUUCCAGUGAGAUUAACUGCUGCCACCAUUAAGGAGUACCAAGGAGAAUUUAUUUUGAAUUUGAUUCAAGCUUAACGCAGAAUAAAUGUUUAGUGCUACAUUUGUGUUUUUUGUUUUGUUUUGUACAACAGAAUUUAACAUAACUUUUCUAACUUGCAGUCCUACCCCCUAUCUCUGUUAUCUUAAUUUAACUGUCGAUUUGUUCACUUUAUUUAAUUAAGAUACAUUUUCAGUCUCUAAUUUAAUUUCUGAUUCCUUUUUAAUUUUACUUAACUUUAGUGUAUAUAAUAUUUUUGUAUUUUCUAUAAAGUAGGUCUAUACCAUAUCUACAUUGUACUACAGGUUGCUUAUGCAGCUAUAUGUGCAAAAUAAAAAUCUUGAAUCUUAAAUUAUAUGUUACUUAUCCAAUAGUCAAUGUUAACUACUCAAUGUGUCUUGCAAAAAUAUACAUAAGGCUCAUUUAAUUCCAGUACACAGACUAUUUAUGAUCAUAUUUACUAAUAUUAAUAGUAAACUUGAUUGUCAUCAUAUCGGCAACUUGAUAAAACUUCAUUGUCAUCAUAUGGUCAAUUUUUUACUUCUUCAUAUUACCAUAUCAAUUAAAUUAAUCAUUCCCCCCAUUAAAUUGGACCAGAAAGAAACUUAAGAAUACACUUUCUCAUAAUGACUAUUAAACAGUAAAGUCUUACCAAUAAAUCAAUUAACACCCAAACUUGAAUUAUAUGUACAUGACCAGGUUAAGCAUUUAUUGGGAAGGUUAUGUUCUGCUUGUCUUCAGACUUUUAUAAAAUGCCCUUGAAGCAUUGAGGGACAUGCAGGCAUGUAAUUGGUCACAACUUGUCAUUUUAAUUCUCCCCAUAUUCUUAUAUUUCAAAAGACUUUUACCCAUACCCAUAGAUUAUAAACUAUUACUGUCUAUUUUUACAGCAGAAAGCAAAUUAAACGGACUCACUGACAAUUGAUUUUUAAUCGCUAAAUUCUGUACUUAAUUUACUGUAGGUGUAACAUAAUGCAUAGAGUAAAUUCAUUCAUACACAGAAACUACAAUAGUCACUCAUCAGUCAGUCAGCUGUCUCCCAUUAGGAUAAAAAUACCAAUGCACAUGUUAUUAGAAACAUGAGUGUAACAUUGUCAUAUAUAGACAGUAAAACCCAACCCAUUAUAACCAAAUAGAGAAAGGCAAUGCUGUUGAUGGAAACACUCAAGUCCUUAUAAAAGCAGACGUCUCGGUCUCUCUGAAGGUCUGCCAAGCACCCAGUGAAGAAUCCACAGGAAGUCAUUCCGGACGUUUCUGGCCUUGAGAGUCAAGCAACAAAGUCAUCAUGGGAGACGGUGAGAUGGAGUGUUUUGGCCCGGCGGCCAUUUUCCUCCGCAAACCAGAGAAAGAGAGGAUUGAGGCUCAGACUGCCCCGUUUGAUGCCAAAACAGCAUACUUUGUAACAGAUACAGAUGAGAUGUACCUGAAGGGUACUCUUGUUAGUAAAGAGGGUGGCAAAGCUACUGUCAAAACUCAUAGUGGGAAGACUCUCACUGUCAAAGAUGAUCAAAUCUUUCCCAUGAAUCCACCCAAGUUUGACAAAAUUGAGGACAUGGCCAUGAUGACCCACCUCAAUGAGCCUGCUGUGCUGUAUAAUCUCAAAGAGCGUUACGCAGCAUGGAUGAUCUAUACCUACUCUGGUUUGUUCUGCGUCACUGUCAAUCCAUACAAAUGGCUGCCGGUGUACGAUACAGUUGUUGUGAACGGUUACAGAGGCAAAAAGAGGAUUGAAGCUCCACCCCACAUCUUUUCCAUCUCUGACAACGCCUACCAGUUCAUGCUCACCGAUCGUGAGAACCAGUCUGUUCUGAUUACUGGAGAAUCUGGUGCAGGAAAGACUGUGAACACAAAGCGUGUCAUUCAGUACUUUGCAACCGUUGGUGCAAUGUCUGGGGCAAAGAAGGCAGAACCUGUUGCUGGAAAAAUGCAGGGCUCACUGGAGGAUCAAAUCAUCGCAGCCAACCCCCUGCUGGAGGCUUAUGGUAAUGCCAAGACUAUAAGGAACGACAACUCGUCUCGUUUUGGUAAAUUCAUCAGGAUUCACUUUGGGACAACUGGCAAACUGGCCUCAGCUGAUAUUGAAACUUAUCUGCUGGAAAAGUCAAGAGUAACAUUCCAGCUGUCUGCUGAGAGGAGCUAUCACAUCUUCUACCAACUCAUGACUGGACACAAACCAGAACUGCUCGAGGCACUGCUCAUCACCACCAAUCCUUAUGACUAUCCAAUGAUCAGCCAGGGUGAAAUCACUGUCAAGAGUAUCGAUGAUGUGGAAGAGUUCAUUGCCACAGAUACUGCUAUUGACAUUCUGGGCUUCACUGCUGAGGAGAAAAUAGGCAUCUACAAGCUGACAGGUGCUGUGAUUCAUCAUGGGAGCAUGAAGUUCAAGCAGAAGCAGAGAGAGGAGCAGGCUGAACCUGAUGGCACUGAGGUGGCUGAUAAAAUUGCCUACCUCAUGGGCCUGAACUCUGCAGACAUGCUGAAAGCUCUGUGUUACCCCAGAGUAAAGGUCGGAAAUGAGUUUGUUACCAAAGGCCAAACUGUACCACAGGUGAAUAACGCAGUUAGCGCUCUAUGCAAGUCAGUUUAUGAGAAAAUGUUCUUGUGGAUGGUCAUCCGUAUCAAUGAGAUGUUGGACACAAAGCAGCCGAGACAGUUCUUCAUUGGUGUGCUGGACAUCGCUGGAUUUGAGAUCUUUGAUUUCAACAGCUUGGAGCAGCUCUGCAUCAACUUCACCAACGAGAAACUGCAACAGUUUUUCAAUCAUCACAUGUUUGUGCUGGAGCAAGAGGAGUACAAGAAAGAAGGCAUUGAAUGGGAGUUCAUUGACUUUGGAAUGGACUUAGCUGCCUGCAUUGAGCUUAUUGAGAAGCCAAUGGGCAUCUUCUCCAUCCUUGAAGAGGAGUGCAUGUUCCCCAAAGCCACAGACACAAGCUUCAAAAACAAGCUGUAUGAUCAGCAUCUCGGGAAAACUUCAGCAUUCCAGAAGCCCAAACCUGCCAAAGGCAAGGCAGAAGCUCACUUUUCUCUGGUGCACUACGCUGGCACUGUUGACUAUAACAUUUCUGGCUGGUUGGACAAGAACAAGGAUCCACUGAAUGACUCUGUUGUGCAACUCUAUCAGAAGUCAUCAGUCAAACUUCUGGCCUUCCUGUAUGCCGCUCAUGCAUCUGCUGAAGCUGAUGGCGGCGCUGGUGGAAAGAAAGGAGGCAAGAAGAAGGGUGGUUCCUUUCAGACAGUGUCUGCACUGUUUAGGGAAAACUUGGGCAAGCUGAUGAGUAACCUGAGGAGCACUCAUCCUCACUUUGUGCGUUGCUUGAUUCCUAAUGAGUCCAAGACUCCAGGUCUGAUGGAGAACCACCUGGUUAUUCAUCAGUUGAGGUGUAAUGGUGUGCUGGAGGGUAUCAGAAUCUGCAGGAAAGGUUUUCCCAGCAGAAUCCUCUAUGGUGACUUCAAGCAGAGAUACAAGGUAUUAAAUGCCAGUGUCAUCCCUGAGGGACAGUUCAUUGACAAUAAAAAGGCCUCAGAGAAACUCUUGGGCUCUAUUGAUAUUGACCAUACCCAAUACAAAUUUGGGCACACAAAGGUGUUCUUCAAAGCUGGUCUGCUGGGUACUCUUGAAGAAUUGAGAGAUGACAAACUAGCAGCACUGGUAACCAUGACUCAAGCUCGUUGUCGUGGAUUUGUCAUGAGGAAGGAAUUUGUCAAAAUGAUGGAAAGGAGAGAAUCAAUUUAUUCCAUUCAAUACAACAUCCGCUCAUUCAUGAAUGUGAAACACUGGCCAUGGAUGAAGCUGUACUUCAAGAUCAAACCUCUUCUUAAGAGUGCAGAGACAGAGAAAGAAAUGGCAGCCAUGAAGGAGAACUAUGAGAAAAUGAAGGAGGAUCUAACAAAGGCACUAGCGAAAAAGAAGGAGCUUGAGGAGAAAAUGGUGUCACUCAUGCAGGAAAAAAACGAUCUUCAACUGCAAGUAGCUUCUGAAUCUGACAAUCUCUCUGAUGCUGAGGAGAGAUGUGAAGGUCUUAUCAAAAGUAAGAUCCAGCUCGAGGCCAAACUCAAAGAGACAACCGAGAGACUGGAGGAUGAGGAGGAGAUCAAUGCUGAACUUACUGCUAAGAAGAGGAAACUGGAAGAUGAAUGCUCUGAGCUGAAAAAAGAUAUUGAUGACCUGGAGCUCACCUUGGCCAAAGUGGAAAAGGAGAAACAUGCAACAGAAAAUAAGGUGAAAAAUCUGACUGAGGAGAUGGCCUCUCAGGAUGAGAGUAUUGCCAAGCUGACCAAAGAGAAGAAAGCCCUUCAAGAGGCACACCAGCAAACCCUUGAUGACCUUCAGGCAGAGGAAGACAAAGUCAACACUCUGACUAAAGCGAAGACAAAACUUGAGCAGCAAGUGGAUGAUCUGGAGGGUUCACUGGAGCAAGAGAAGAAGCUCCGUAUGGACCUUGAGAGAGCAAAGAGAAAGCUUGAGGGUGAUCUGAAACUGACCCAGGAAUCUAUAAUGGACCUGGAGAAUGACAAACAGCAAUCAGACGAAAAGAUUAAAAAAAAAGACUUUGAGAUAAGUCAGCUUCUCAGCAAGAUUGAAGAUGAACAGUCUUUGGGGGCACAGCUUCAGAAGAAGAUCAAAGAACUUCAGGCCCGCAUUGAGGAGCUGGAGGAGGAAAUUGAGGCCGAGCGAGCUGCUCGUGCUAAAGUGGAGAAGCAGAGAGCUGAUCUCUCCAGGGAACUUGAAGAGAUCAGUGAGAGGCUUGAGGAAGCUGGUGGUGCCACUGCUGCCCAGAUUGAGAUGAACAAGAAGCGGGAAGCAGAAUUCCAGAAGUUACGUCGUGAUCUGGAAGAGUCCACCUUACAACAUGAGGCUACAGCGGCCGCUCUCCGAAAGAAGCAAGCAGACAGCGUGGCCGAGCUCGGAGAACAGAUCGACAACCUCCAGCGUGUCAAGCAAAAGCUGGAGAAGGAAAAGAGUGAGUACAAGAUGGAGAUUGAUGACUUAUCAAGCAACAUGGAGGCCGUGGCCAAGUCAAAGGCUAAUUUAGAGAAGAUGUGCCGCACACUUGAAGACCAACUGAGUGAAAUAAGGUCCAAGAACGAUGAAAAUGUUCGCCAGCUCAAUGACACAAGUGCCCAAAGAGCAAGAUUUGCCACUGAGAAUGGUGAACUGGCUCGCCAGCUGGAGGAGAAAGAAGCUCUUGUUUCUCAGCUGACCAGAGGAAAACAGGCUUUCACUCAACAGAUUGAAGAACUCAAGAGACAUGUUGAGGAGGAACUUAAGGCCAAGAACGCUCUGGCCCAUGCUGUCCAGUCUGCUCGCCAUGACUGUGAUCUUCUCAGAGAGCAGUAUGAAGAGGAGCAAGAGGCAAAAGCUGAACUUCAGCGUGGAAUGUCUAAGGCCAACAGUGAGGUGGCUCAGUGGAGAACCAAAUAUGAGACUGAUGCUAUCCAGCGCACUGAGGAGCUUGAGGAAGCCAAGAAAAAAUUGGCCCAGCGUCUGCAAGAUGCCGAAGAAUCAAUUGAGGCCGUGAACUCCAAGUGUGCUUCCCUGGAAAAGACCAAGCAAAGAUUGCAGGGUGAAGUAGAGGACCUUAUGAUUGAUGUGGAGAGAGCAAAUGCAUUGGCCGCCAACCUGGACAAGAAGCAGAGAAACUUUGACAAGGUGCUGGCAGAGUGGAAACAGAAGUAUGAGGAAGGUCAGGCUGAGCUAGAAGGUGCUCAGAAAGAAGCUCGUUCCCUCAGCACUGAGCUCUUCAAGAUGAAGAACUCCUAUGAGGAAGCCCUUGAUCACCUGGAGACUCUGAAGAGGGAGAACAAGAAUUUGCAACAGGAGAUUUCUGACCUUACUGAGCAGCUUGGAGAGACCGGAAAGAGCAUUCAUGAGUUAGAGAAAGCCAAGAAAACAGUGGAGGCUGAGAAAUCAGAGAUCCAGACUGCACUGGAGGAAGCUGAGGGCACUCUGGAACAUGAAGAAUCCAAGAUUAUUCGUGUUCAGCUGGAGCUGAGCCAGGUCAAGAGCGAGAUUGACAGAAAGCUUGCUGAGAAAGAUGAGGAGAUUGAGCAGAUCAAAAGGAACAGCCAAAGAGUGAUUGAUUCCAUGCAAAGCACUUUGGACGCUGAGGUCAGGAGCAGAAACGAUGCCCUGAGAGUUAAGAAGAAGAUGGAGGGAGAUCUCAAUGAGAUGGAGAUUCAGCUUAGCCAUGCCAACCGCCAGGCUGCUGAGGCCCAGAAACAGCUCAGGAACGUCCAAGGCCAACUGAAGGAUGCCCAACUGCACCUUGAUGAAGCUGUCAGAGGACAGGAGGACAUGAAGGAGCAGGUUGCCAUGGUAGAGCGCAGGAAUAACCUGAUGCAAGCAGAGAUUGAGGAGCUGAGAGCUGCACUGGAGCAAGCUGAGAGAGGCCGCAAAGUGGCAGAGCAAGAGCUUGUGGACGCCAGUGAACGUGUGGGACUGCUGCAUUCUCAGAAUACAAGUCUUAUUAAUACCAAGAAGAAGCUUGAGAGUGAUCUGGUCCAGGUUCAAGGUGAGGUGGAUGAUGCGGUCCAGGAGGCCAGAAAUGCAGAGGAGAAAGCCAAGAAGGCCAUCACUGAUGCAGCAAUGAUGGCUGAAGAGCUGAAGAAGGAGCAGGACACCAGUGCUCACCUGGAGAGGAUGAAGAAGAACCUGGAGGUUACUGUCAAAGACCUACAGCAUCGUCUGGAUGAGGCUGAAAAUCUGGCCAUGAAAGGUGGAAAGAAACAGCUCCAAAAAUUGGAGGCCAGGGUGCGUGAGCUGGAGGCUGAAGUUGAGGGUGAACAGAGACGUAGUGCUGAAGCUGUUAAAGGAGUGCGCAAAUAUGAGAGGAGAGUGAAGGAGCUCACCUACCAGACUGAAGAAGACAAGAAGAAUGUGACCCGACUGCAGGAUCUGGUGGACAAGCUGCAGCUGAAAGUCAAGGCCUAUAAGCGUCAAGCUGAGGAAGCUGAGGAGCAGGCUAACACUCACCUGUCCAGGUACAGGAAGGUGCAGCAUGAGAUGGAGGAGGCUCAGGAGCGCGCUGACAUUGCUGAGUCCCAGGUCAACAAGCUGAGAGCCAAGAGCCGUGACAUUGGGAAGAGUAAAGAUGAAGAAUGAAGAUUGGACACCAGAAGACCUACAAGCAAGCAUAUAAUAUGACUGACUUGUACUGAGUUUUCUUACUUGUGAACAUUAAAAUGCUCUUUUUA